Rhagoletis pomonella (apple maggot) is the source of this 459-nucleotide messenger RNA. Its product is annotated as cuticle protein 7-like. The transcript has 2 exons. NCBI's taxonomy places the organism in Eukaryota, Metazoa, Arthropoda, Insecta, Diptera, Tephritidae. The coding region runs from base 1 to 459 and encodes 152 amino acids. The record is from RefSeq and is a predicted model, not a curated record. Gene Ontology annotation, cellular component: extracellular matrix.
AUGCAAAUUCUUUCAUUUGUCGCCAUCAUCGCUGUAGCACUCUUCGGAGUAGCACUGGCAGAACAUGGUCACGCCUCCAGCUAUGUGGUACAACACGACAGUCAUCACCAUGGCGGCUACGAUGGCGGUUACGGUGGACACAGUCAUGGCUACGACCACCACGAGGAACACCAUGAACCGCAUCAUUAUCCCAAAUACUCAUUUGAUUAUGGUGUAAAGGACGCGCAUACCGGUGAUCACAAGAGCCAGUGGGAGCAUCGUGAUGGCGAUCAUGUUAAGGGCGGCUACACUCUGGAUGAAGCUGAUGGCACUAAACGUGUAGUUGAAUACACAGCUGAUGGCCAUAGUGGUUUCAAUGCCGUUGUGAAGCGCAUCGGUCAUGCUCACCAUCCUCAGGUGUACCAUCAUGGUGACAGUUAUCAAGGUGAUGGUGGUUACGGGCAUGGACAUUCCUGGUAG